Phyllotreta striolata is the source of this 840-nucleotide messenger RNA. The record is from the annotation of a GenBank genome assembly. Lineage: Eukaryota; Metazoa; Arthropoda; Insecta; Coleoptera; Chrysomelidae.
CCAGUCGUCGCCGUGCUCCCGACCGGUUCGCCCACGUCGCCGUUGACCCCCCCGACCGCCGCCGGGCCUGCCCAUCAUCUCCACCAGGCCAGCGACUCCCCGCCGACCAUGAAGACUUCCUCCUUUUCCCUUAGGGUGAUGCGCAGGGCUCGCAACAAGCCUGCGGAUGGCAGCGGACACCUGGCCCAGAAGCAGGCGAGCCAGAGGACCCCCACGCACGGCCCCAAAGCGCCCUGCAAGCCGGGCCAGAAGCCGGCGGUGGCCCAGAAGGGCCAGCCCAUCAAGCAGGCCCCGGCCAAAGUGGCCGCAGCCAGCGUAGCCAAGACCACCAAGAAAACCAAGAAGGGAAAACACCACCAGCACGACCUCAUUGUCACCAUAAACCUGACGGAGUACGGCCUGUCCGAGGACCAGGUGGCCGAGUUCAAGGAGGCCUUCAUGCUCUUCGACAAGGACGAGGACGGCACCAUCACCAUGGCGGAGCUGGGCGUGGUGAUGCGCUCGCUGGGCCAGCGGCCGUCGGAGACGGAGCUGCGCGACAUGGUGAACGAGGUCGACCAGGACGGCAACGGCACCAUCGAGUUCAACGAGUUCCUGCAGAUGAUGUCGAAGAAGAUGAAGGACGCCGACGGCGAGGAGGAGCUGAAGGAGGCUUUCAGGGUGUUCGAUAAGAACAACGACGGGUUGAUAUCGUCGGUGGAGCUGCGCCACGUGAUGACCAGCCUGGGGGAGAGGCUGACCGAGGAGGAGGUCGACGAUAUGAUCAAGGAGGCCGAUUUGGAUGGCGAUGGUCAAGUAAAUUAUGAAGAAUUCGUGACUAUUCUGACGUCGAAGAAGUAA